Molecule: messenger RNA, 3616 nt
Organism: Brienomyrus brachyistius
Lineage: Eukaryota; Metazoa; Chordata; Actinopteri; Osteoglossiformes; Mormyridae
Product: glutathione hydrolase 7
Exons: 16
Coding region: 345-2387 (680 amino acids)
Biological process (GO): glutathione catabolic process
Cellular component (GO): plasma membrane
Molecular function (GO): glutathione gamma-glutamate hydrolase
Source: RefSeq, a predicted model, not a curated record
AACUCGCUCCGCAGCUUUGGCCGCCUCGUUGUGUCACCUCCGGCAUCGGCUCCUCCCGGCACCCUCAACGCAAACCAAUCGGUUUCACCGCAAUUGCCACGACUUCUACAGUUUCCUAAUGCGGCAAAUCCAUCCCCAGAAGCCAGUCGAGUUCAACGUAAAGACGGUGUGUGUGACUCCGGCAGUAAAGGACAGAGCGGCAUUUCACACGGUGUCAAAGAAAAUCUCAAGUUUUCAAAUGCGCCAAGUGUCUGGGCACGUUUGGAGGCCAGGUGGCGGAGGAGAGGAGGUGUGACGGGCUGCGAUCAGCCGCUUUGCCGGGGUAAAGCCCGCACCAGACUGCUAUGUACUCCCCGGGCGCCGAUGCCAUGGCCGGGUACAGCAGCGGCGGCGGCGCGACGGACACAGAUGCGGGGCAGGAGACCACACUGGGCAGCGCUUAUUCGCCGGUCGAUUACAUGAGCAUCACCAGCUUCCCCAGGCUGCCUGAGGAAGACGCCCUGCCCGGGGAGAACACGCUCAAGUCCCGCAAAGAUGAAGACAACUUUCUGAGCGAGCAGGAAACCGCAGAUCCCGACCUCUUCCUGAAGUCGGCAAGGCUCCAGCGACUUCCGUCCUCGGCGUCGGACCUGGCCAGCCACGACGGCACUCCGCUGCGGGAGACUCGCCGCGACCCCCUGGCCGAGGACUGCAGUUGCCGACAGGACGGUCUCACUGUCAUCAUCACUGCCUGUCUCACCUUUGCAACUGGGGUCACCAUCGCCCUUAUCGUGCAGAUCUACUUUGGAGAUCCUCAGAUCUUCAAUCAGGGCGCCGUGGUAACGGACGUGGCACACUGUACCUCUCUGGGGUUCGAGGUGCUGAAUAAGCAGGGCUCCUCUGUGGAUGCAGCCAUCGCCUCCGCCCUCUGCCUGGGUAUCAUCCACCCACACACAUCUGGAAUCGGCGGUGGAGGAGUGAUGCUGGUUCAUGACAUCCGGAGGAAUGAGAGCCGAGUCAUUGACUUCCGUGAAACAGCGCCCUCUGCCAUACGCCAAGAGAUGUUGCAGUUCGGUCCAGCUCAGAAACAGGGCGUCUUUGUGGGUGUACCGGGCACGCUGAGCGGACUGUACCAGGCCCACAAGCUCUACGGAAGAAUGCCAUGGAAAGAAGUUGUCACCAUGGCCGCAGACGUUGCCAGAAAUGGAUUUAAUGUCACCCAUGACCUUGCUGAGGCCUUGUCCAAUGUGAAGGAUUCCAAUGUUUCGGAGAGAUUCCGGGAGCUGUUCCUGCCUGACGGCCAGCCGCCCCUCUCGGGACUGUUUAUGAAGCGCCUUGACCUAGCCGCCAUUUUGGAUGCGGUCGCAGCCCGUGGCGUGUCAGAGUUCUACAGUGGGAACCUGACACAGGAGAUGGUUGCUGAGGUUAGAGCAAAUGGGGGAGUUUUGACCGAAGAGGAUUUCAGUAACUACAGUACUGUCUUACAGCAACCAGUGGAGAGUUUAUAUCAAGGACAUCAGGUCCUAGUGGCACCCCCCCCUCACGCCGGAGUGGCGUUGAUCACAGCCCUAAAUGUCUUGGAGGGCUUCAACAUCACCAGCCAGGUCCCCAGGAACAUCACCUAUCACUGGACUGCUGAGGCGCUGAAAAUUGCUUUAGCCAUGGCAAGUGGCCUUGGAGAUCCCAUGUUUGACUCCUCCAUCUCAGAAGUGGUGGCUGAGAUGACGAGCAAGUCCCAGGCUGCCAUAUUCCGCCAGUUGAUCAAUGACUCUCAGGCGUCUCCACCUGAACACUAUGCCCCCUAUUACUCUAUGGAGAGCGGGGAUGUGGCCAGCCAGGUGAUGGUUAUGGGACCAGAUGACUUCAUCGUGUCUGUCAUGAGCUCCCUGAACCGGCCAUUUGGCAGUGGGAUCGUCACCUCCUCUGGGAUUCUCUUGAACAGUCAGAUGCUGGACUUCUCUUGGCCCAACAAGACCAAUGAUCCCUCCCAGGCCGACCCGAGAAACUCCGUUCAGCCUGGUAAGCGACCCCUGUCCUUCCUCUUGCCCACUGUGGUGAGGCCUUCCCUUGGGCUCUGCGGGACCUAUGUUGCUGUGGGUUCCUCCAAUGGGGACCGUGCUCUCAGCGGCAUCACCCAGGUUUUAUUGAAUGUACUGUCUUUUCGCAAAAAUCUGAGUGACAGUCUGUCUUAUGGAAGGUUACAUCCUCAGCUGAAGUUGAACACAUUGCAAGUGGACUCGAAGUUCACUGAGGAGGAUGCGCACUACCUCCAGCUGAAGGGACACAUAGUGCAGCAGGUAGCAGUGCUGUCGCUGGUGGAGGGUACAAGACGGACCAACGACCUGAUCAUCGGGGUGAAGGACCCACGUAGUUCCGAUGCAUCCGCUAUAACCAUGUCCAUGCCCUAGUGGCUGCAAUUUCAGGGACCGGGAAUAGGGUUGGGAGGUGUGAUUCAUGUGUGAAGUGAGUACUUCCCAUAACAACCCAUGGCAAUAAAUGGCAUACCUUCUCUGGUUCCUGGUGUUCUCGCUGUAUAUCUACACAGAAAAUGUUGAUAUGGCUGUUCGUGGGAGUUUUACUUGCACAAAAAUGUUCUGAGGGAAGAAAGAAAAAUGGGUUAUCUCUCAACCAAUCAGAUUAGUUGAGGAGCUGCUCCAUGUGACUAGAGGAGGCGGGGCCAAGGUAUCCGAUUGGUUGGUCCUGCCUCCCUUUAGGUAUUGGACCCACCUCCUUUACAAUCUGGAUCAGAGAGAGAGAGAACCUAUCAUUUUCCCUCCCUCCUGCCCUCAGAACAUGUUUGUUUUAACAAAACGCACAUGAGCAAAAUGGCCAGAUGGAGACAAAUCCCAGCAUGUACAAACACACAGUAAACUUUCUGGGUACAUUUCAUGCGAAGCAUUCCCAAAGUUCAUCAUUCCUCCAGUCUAGAAUGGAACAAGCAUGUAAGACAAGUAAUUUUUGCCAGUUCUAAAGGGUCAAAGUUAGGGACGUCUGUAGCAUCAUCGUGGCAUUUUAGCAGCAUGAAAUCAUUUUUCCCAAGUGAUGAUUUUUGACUAAGAUCGUUUAUGGUUUGCUUGUUCUAGGCUGUAAGUGUGGUCCUUUCUUGUCAUUCCAUUUCUGUGUUGAGCUCUCGAAAGAGAGGUCAAUGUGCAUGUUGGUUUUGGUUUGAAAUUCCCUCUGGUCUAGUCAAUACUCAGUCUCAGCACCUCCAUCUUCCUCGAGAUUACCAAGGUGAGGUAUGGCCAACACCGAUCAGACGUGCAUGGUUAUUUACAGAAGUAAUCAAGUAUCAGAGCGGUUGGAACACGAGCCCUACUUCGUGUGACCUUAUGAAUUUGUGACCGGUGUAUCUUGCAAAGCAUAGCUAACACUAUCUACGCAAAGCUGCUUUCGUAAUAUGUCGUGAAACGUGUUUUUGCCAGACUAACUGGAACCUCACAAAGACAGCAAUGCUGGAGAAUGCUGAUAACGUGACUGCAAACGGGGUUCCAAAGAAAUCAAUAAUCACAUAAAUAUCGCUGUUAUUGCUAAAACUUGUUCUGUUUGAAAAUUGAAUAAGAGAAAUACUGCUUAUGAUCCCUGUCUUGUUAGACUUGCUUUUGUUACGGAUCUAUAAAAUAAAUCUCUAAAACAGAAA